GCGUGCGCGGUCCGUGUCGACUCGCUGCUCGCCCGGUGGAUGCCACAGUUGGUGCUCCGGAGUCGCCAUGGGCAAAGUGAACGCCGCCAAGCUGCGCUACCUGAGCCGAGAUGACUUUCGAGUCUUGACGGCGGUUGAAAUGGGCAUGAAGAACCAUGAAAUAGUUCCCUGUAGUUUGAUUGCUUCUAUAGCCAGUCUUAAACAUGGCGGCUGCAAUAAAGUUUUAAGAGAAUUAGUGAAACAUAAACUCAUAGCUUGGGAACGUACCAAAACUGUCCAGGGCUAUCGGCUGACAAAUGCAGGCUACGAUUACCUGGCUUUGAAAACUCUCUGCGCUAGACAGGUUGUUGAAUCUGUGGGAAACCAAAUUGGUGUUGGCAAAGAAUCUGAUAUUUACAUUAUUGCCAAUGAAAAAGGAGAACAGUUUGCACUGAAACUUCACAGACUGGGAAGAACCUCAUUUCGAAACCUGAAAAACAAGCGUGAUUAUCAUAAACACAGGCAUAAUGUGUCUUGGCUCUAUUUAUCUCGUCUCUCUGCCAUGAAAGAAUUUGCCUAUAUGAAGGCAUUACAUGAGAGGGAUUUUCCAGUUCCAAAGCCAAUUGAUUAUAACCGCCAUGCUGUGGUCAUGGAACUCCUAAAUGGCUACCCUCUAUGUCAGAUACAUCACGUUGAAGAUCCUGCAUCAGUAUAUGAUGAAGCUAUGGAACUAAUUGUCAAACUUGCAAAUCAUGGACUGAUUCAUGGAGACUUCAAUGAAUUCAAUCUCAUUUUGAAUGAAGAUGACCAUAUCACCAUGAUUGAUUUUCCACAGAUGGUCUCAACAUCUCAUCCCAAUGCUGAAUGGUAUUUUGACAGAGAUGUUAAGUGCAUUAGAGAUUUCUUCAUGAAGCGCUUCAGCUAUGAAAGUGAGAUUUACCCGACUUUCAGUGAUAUCAGGAGGGAGGACUCUCUAGACAUCGAGGUUUCCGCCAGUGGCUAUACAAAGGAGAUGCAGGAAGAUGACAGGCUACUGCACCCUGCAGGCCCGGGUGAGGAGCUUGAUGAAACAGAGCAAGGAUCUGACUGUUCACUCUCAGAGGGAGACAUGUCUGGAGCGGAAGACGAAAGGAAGCACCACUUUGCUGCUGCCUCAGUUGGCUGUGGGUAUGGGUCACCAGGUGGCCAAGACCUCCUGAAGGAAGAGGAGAACUCGGCUGCACACACUUUCAGGAUGACCGAGUUCAGUCAAGCUUUAGAGGAAAUGAAAGAGCAGGUGGUGGAAAGUAAUUUUCUGGCUGAGUUUCCUGAAGAGGAACAGACAAGCAACACUGAUGCUUGGCAACUUGGCCAGAUGGGCCAUGGCGAGAAGCCUGCAGACUCUGGGGAGUGUGAGGACGAGUGCCCUCGUCUCAUUGACCUGCAGGCACCCCUGGAAGCUCGGCUGUACAGAGAUGAAGAAGAAACAGAAAAUAUUUACCAAAUCCGAACAAGAACUCUGAGUGUCACUUCUGCAGGCAGCGUUUUAAGUUGUUCAACCAUUCCUCCGGAACUGGUGAAACAGAAGGUGAAACGCCAGUUGACCAAACAGCAAAAAUCAGCUGCCAGGCGUCGAUUACAGAAAGGAGAAGCAAAUGUAUUUACCAAACAGCGGAGAGAAAACAUGCAAAAUAUAAAAUCAAGCUUAGAAGCAGCCAGCUUUUGGGGAGAAUAAUAUGUUUAAUAUCUUGACUGUUUGUAUUUUUUCAAAAAGUUACUAUGAUCCCCCUUUAAUAAACUUAUCUACAAAUCUGACUAA
Messenger RNA from Suncus etruscus (white-toothed pygmy shrew), 1777 nucleotides. RefSeq names its product RIO kinase 2 (gene RIOK2). The record is from RefSeq and is a predicted model, not a curated record. Gene Ontology annotation, cellular component: nucleus; cytosol; preribosome, small subunit precursor. Lineage: Eukaryota; Metazoa; Chordata; Mammalia; Eulipotyphla; Soricidae. The transcript has 10 exons. Gene Ontology annotation, molecular function: ATP binding; protein serine/threonine kinase activity. Gene Ontology annotation, biological process: maturation of SSU-rRNA; protein phosphorylation. The coding region runs from base 68 to 1693 and encodes 541 amino acids.